AUGAAACUGCAAUACCUAGUCGCUUUGCUAUCUGUGCAGGCUGUCCCGCCUGUAACGGCCGGCUAUAUACACCAGUAUGCCCUUGUAGGCAGCGUGAUCAGACAACCCAUAGACCAGAAGACUCAAAGGGAAAACCUGAACAAGCUAGUUUCAGACUCACCAUUACUCUCUCUGCAUCGCACGAUCUGCGAAAUCGAAUCAGUCUCCAACCGUGAAGGUGCUGUUGGUGAAGUGCUGCUCAAAUAUCUGAGGGAUCGUGGCUUCACCGUUGAGAAACAGAUCGUCCCUGCUGAUAGGGGAACUAAUAGCACCGCUGAGCGUUUCAACAUCUGGGCAUACCCGAAAGGCUGUCCGCGACCCAAGAUCAUCUUGACUAGCCAUAUCGACACAGUGCCCCCACACAUUAAAUACAGCCUUCAUGCACCGGAUGGUGACUUCGACCGCGCGAAAGUCCGCAUCAUGGGCCGCGGCACCGUGGAUGCAAAGGCCAGUGUUGCCGCGCAGAUCAUCGCGGCUCUUAAGCACCUGAAAUCGAACAAGGACAUCCCCCUGGGUCUCUUGUUUGUCGUCAGUGAAGAAGUUGGCGGGAGUGGCAUGGUCCAUUUCUCAAACUCCGAGCUCAACACCAACCCGCCCUUCUUCCACACGCUCAUUUUUGGCGAACCGACAGAUCUCACGCUGGUCGAUGGCCACAAGGGCAAUCUGCGUGUUACUAUCGAGGCAAAGGGCGUUGCGGCGCAUUCUGGCUACCCCUGGCUCGGCCGCAGCGCUAUCUCAGAAAUCCUCCCCAUUCUCGCCCGCAUGGAUGAAUUGGGUGAUAUUCCCGUGGAAACCGGGGGACUUCCCUCUAGCGAGAAAUACGGCCGUACAACGGUGAAUAUCGGCACCAUAAAAGGAGGCGCAGCAGACAACGUCGUGCCAGAAACUGCAUCGGCUAGCAUUGCUGUGCGCCUUGCAGCUGGCACUCCGGAGGAGGCAGAAGAAAUUAUCAGGAGGGCGGUCCACGAUGUCUCGGGUGGAAGCACAAAUAUCACCGUCAACUUCCCCGAUAGCAUGCCAUACCCUCCUAUCGACUUGGACGUUGAUGUUGAAGGAUUCGAUAUCUCAACGGUGAAUUACGGGACGGAUAUCCCAAAGCUGGAGAUACAUGAUGAGGAGUUGGAGGUGAAGGUUAAGCGCUAUUUGUAUGGACCGGGAACAAUAUUUGUGGCUCAUGGCGCUGAAGAAGGGAUUACCGUGGGUGAUUUGGAGAAGGCAGUUGAGGGGUAUUCUAAGCUGAUUGACGCGGCUGUCAAGAGGGGUUGGCCCAGGGAGGUAGUGGUGAACUAG
Messenger RNA from Paracoccidioides brasiliensis Pb18, 1329 nucleotides. RefSeq lists its product as uncharacterized. The transcript has a single exon. The record is from RefSeq and is a predicted model, not a curated record. Gene Ontology annotation, molecular function: hydrolase activity. Bases 1 to 1329 code for a protein of 442 amino acids.